UCAAAGGACGCGCCUGCGGGGGGACGCGGUGGAAGCCACCCCCGACUCCAGGGAGUCCCUGGCUGGGAGGGGGAGAGUGUCUCCAGCGGCUGAGAGGAUGCCCACCCGGUCCGUACUUCGCGACUCAAGGCGGGCGAAACCGCGGGAGCUCCCGGGAGGCGGAGGGCCGCACCCGAGAUGGAGAGGGAUGGAGGAGAAACGGGAGGCUGGGAAGAAGGGCAAGUCCUCCUCCGUGGAUCUGCAGGGAGACAGCUCCUUACAGGUGGAGAUCUCUCACACAAUGAGCAAGUGGGAUAAGAUGAAAUUCACUGUUCAAACCAAGAGCUGCCUCCCUCACUUCGUCCAGAUGGAAUUCUCUGUCAUGCAGUAGCACGAGGAGUUCAUCUGGCUCCAUGAUGCCUGGCUCCAUGACGCCCACGUGGAGAACAAGGACUAUGCCGGCCUCAUCAUUCCCCCUGCCCCUCCAAGGCCAGACUUUGAGGCUUCGAGGGAAAAGCUGCAGAAGCUGGGUGAGGGGGACAGCUCCAUCACCAGGGAGGAGUUUGCCAAAGUGAAGCAGGAGCUAGAAGCUGCAGGCCUAGCUAUCUUCAAGAAGAUAGUUGAGAUGCACAAAGUCUUUCUGUAGCACUUGGUGGCCCACACCCUCCAUCAAGACCACAAUUUGUUUGUCUUUUUGGAAUACAACCAGGAUGUGAGCUGGCCUGAGUGUUGGGGUCACCCCCAGGGGCAGGGGUCUGAGACCUGGGGGAGGGAAAAGCAGGGCUGGAGAAGGGACUCCAGCUGGGCUCAGGCCUCCAGCUUGAUCAGCAACCCGAGUGUACGUGGGUACUUCCUGCUGGGGUACCACACCCACACCUGAGACGCCUGCCCGCAGGCAGACCGUGUCAUGAACUCCCACAAGUGCCUGGCAGACGAUUAUAUCCCCUCGGCUGCACUGAGCAGCCUGGGGACUCAGGAAGUCAACCAGCUAAAGACAAGCUUCCUUAAGUUGGCUGAGCUCUUUGAACGACUAAGGAAGCUGGAAAGCCAAGUGGCCUCUGAUGAGGACCUGAGGCUGUCGGACAUGCUGAGAUACUACAUGUGCAACUCACAGGUGGCCAAGCCAGGGCUGAGGGCAGCAGCACCCCCAUGCCCCUGCCGGCUGAGGGUACUGGCUGAUUACGACACCAACAAGGCACUGGACAAGGUGUGCACUCGGAACCGGGAGGUGCGGCCCACCAAGAGCCACCAGCAGCUGUGCUGCCUGUGCUUCAACCUCUCUGACUCUGCUAAGCAAGAGCUCUUGGACUUCAAUUCUGCCUUCUGCAGGAACCUCAUUGAGUUGGCAGAGCUGAAACACACCAAGGUGAAGUGAGCCCUCCAGCCUCCCCACCACCCAGCCCCAGGCCUCCAGGUUCUUAGCCAGCGUCUGCCGGCACCAGAAUGUGUUGUUGGAGGGAAGGGGAUCAGCAGCUCAUGAGCAACCCCAGCUGAGGUUCAAGACCAUGUUUCUCCACUUCCCCACCUUGGGCAAGGACCCUUCCCUUCUCUUCAUUAUGAGCCAGCACCCUGCUGAUCCACAACACCCUCGUCAUCCUCAAGGGGGGAGCCUUAGAGCAGCCAAAGUCCAGCCAGACCCUGGUCCCAGACCCCUGGCGACAAGGGUGCCCCUGACCCCUCCACAGCAGCUUGCCUCUUUCUCCACCAAAGGCCACUAGCCUUGCUCCCAGCCUGCCCCAUGCUGUUCCAGGGUGAGGCCAACCCCGCCCCCCCCCAACAAUAUGCCAGACCCUGCAAGAAGGUGGCACGGCAGUGUGGGCACACCUGGUCCCUCAUAAGCCAGGAGCAGCCCCAAGGAUCCUGACCUCCCUUCCCAGGUGGCAAGGGGAGUAGUACCUACAGUCUGUCCUUCUUCGCAAACAAUAAAAAG
Messenger RNA from Choloepus didactylus (southern two-toed sloth), 1909 nucleotides. It is a transcript of the gene SNX32, whose product is annotated as sorting nexin 32. The record is from RefSeq and is a predicted model, not a curated record. Gene Ontology annotation, cellular component: endosome. Lineage: Eukaryota; Metazoa; Chordata; Mammalia; Pilosa; Megalonychidae. Gene Ontology annotation, molecular function: phosphatidylinositol binding.